AGAGAGGAGCAGGAGGGAGGAGUGAGCGGUCCCGGUACACAGACACACCGGCCUGAGAGGACAGAAAGAGAAGAAGGAGAGCACCGGACCCCGUCAGAGAGAGAGAGUGUGUGUGUGUGAGAGAGAGAGAGAGGAAGAGAGUGGGAGACUGACAGGCGUUACCGAACCGAGGCGUCGACAUGAGCGGUCAGUUUGAGGAAGAUAUCCACGACCGGGGCGAGAGGAAGAGCAGUAAAUCCCCGACACUGCUCUCCUCUUACUGCAUAGACAGCAUUCUGGGCCGCCGAAGUCCCUGUAAGGUCAGACUGAUCGGGACGCAAAGUUUGACGGGUCUGCCCGGCAGAGGCGAGCUCGACAAGGCGGCUGACGGGCCAACGAAGGAGCCUCUUUCUCUCAGCGCUGACAUGCACCUGCCUCCCAAGCUCCGCCGGCUGUACGGACCCGGAGGAAAGUACCUCCACGACCACGCAGAGAAGCUGGACAGAGAGAGGCUCCUCUUGGAGCAAGCCAGCGACUGCCUGAAAAUCAGCCAGGCGCCGCAGGUGAGCAUCAGCCGCAGCAAGUCCUACCGGGAGAACGCGUCACUGAGCCGGGGAGAGGACGACCAGAGCCCCGGGGAGGCCUCGGAGGACGGCAGUCUGGGACUGGUGGAGCUCGGCCCGCUGAAGUUCGAGGAGGACGCGGGCAAGGAGGAGGAGAGCUGCGGGGACGCGGCGGCGCUGUCCCCGAAGGACGAGGAGAGGGAGAGCUUGAACGCCGGGGAUGGGGACGUGAGGGACGGGGAGGACAGCGUGUGUCUGUCGGCGGGCAGUGACUCGGAGGAAGGGAUGCUGAAACGCAAGCAGAGAAGAUACAGGACUACGUUCACCAGUUAUCAGCUGGAGGAACUGGAGAGGGCUUUCCAGAAGACACACUACCCCGACGUCUUUACCAGAGAGGAGCUCGCAAUGCGCCUGGAUCUAACCGAGGCCCGCGUUCAAGUUUGGUUCCAGAACCGCCGGGCCAAGUGGAGGAAGCGUGAGAAGGCCGGGGUGCAGGCCCACCCGUCAGGCCUGCCAUUCCCAGGCCCACUCACAGCGGGCCACCCGCUCAGCCACUACCUGGAGGGAGGCCCCUUCCCUCCUCACCCCCAUCCUGCCCUGGAGUCCGCCUGGACGGCUGCUGCUGCUGCAGCCGCUGCCUUCCCGGGCCUGGCCCCACCGCCCCACAACGGCUCGGCCCCGCCGCUGGCCACACCGCUCGGCCUGGGCACCUUCCUGGGCACGGCUGCCAUGUUUCGCCACCCUGCCUUUAUUGGACCCACUUUUGGCAGGCUCUUCUCCAGUAUGGGUCCCCUGACCAGUGCUUCCACGGCUGCAGCUCUCCUCCGUCAGCCCGCCCCCCCUGUAGAGAACCCCUCCCAUGCGGGCCCCGUCCUCCCCGACCCUUCCUCCUCUUCCUCCUCCUCCUCUUCUUCAGCUGCAGCAGACCGCAGGGCCUCCAGCAUCGCCGCGCUGCGCCUCAAGGCCAAGGAACACUCGGCUCAGCUCACCCAGCUUAACAUCCUGCCCACCGGAGCCGCAGGGAAGGAGGUGUGCUGAACACUCAACACCAGCUCUAGGCCUCCCUGUUCUCUCCCCCACCCCACCCUCACCCACCCACCCUGGGGCUUAUGUCCCAUUCCAAUACAUCCUAUCCUCCCCUCCCACACCUGUCUCUCUAUCCAAAAAACCCCACUCAUACCUCUGGAGGCCGAUGUCCUGAUGUACCCCUGUUCAUCCCUGUUACCUCACAUUUCCCCAACAAAAUAGCACGACCAAAUUCAGAGGAGCACUGGUUUAAAAGAAAAGAAAAAAAAAAAAAAAGGUGUGUGUGUUUGUGUGUGUGAGAUGAUCGCAGCUAGUUUUACACGACAUACACACACUUUCCUAAAAGGCAGUCCAUUAAAUUCAAUAAUUUACACAUUUUUUUUUAGUUAAAAACAAUCGAAAUACUAUAAGAUGUAGCCUGAAAGCUUUAUUUCUUGACAGAUUACACGUGAAUUUUUCUUUUUGACAAAGGUGAUAUAUAUAUAAAUGUACAGAAAUGUCUUUACGAGUUCGUAGGACGGUGUGCAUCACACAGCAAUAUUCCACACAUCACCAGUGGAGGGACGCGACAAUGUACAUUUCCUGAAAUGCUGAAUUUGAGCACAAACAAAAGCUGUAACUUAAACUAAAGACAAUUACUUCCGUUUUUAGUUCACUACAUUUCAAAGGCAAUUAUUUUACUUUUUAUUUCCUAUCUUUCAAAAUUAAGAUGUUAAUUUUAAAAAAAGAAAAAUCCAGAGGAGCUUAGAAAACAUACAACAUGUAAAAUUUAACGCUCCAUCACGAUUAAAUAAUCACACUUAGAGGCCAAUUUUCUGCAUUGACUGCUCUCACUUUUGAUAAUAUUUUGCUUAAGUAAUAUUUAAAGCAGGAUUUUCCUUUGAAACAGUGUGGUUUGGAUAUCCGACUAAAGGGUCUGUCAUAGGCGCACACACACACACACACACACAAACACACACAUGCAGUGAAAGCUGAAGAACCGCAGGGGAACUUUUAGAAAGGAUUCUUGUGCUACUUAAAAUGUGGACAACACGAGUGCUCGACAUUAACACUGCUUAAUCUGUAUGCAUUGAUGUGGGCUGAGCCAGUCUGCAUCUAUAACAAAGGCGAGUUGGAGGAGGUCCCCCCCCACCCCCUGAACCAAAGGAAAACUGUCCAUAGACCUUCCAUAGCCUUCUCUGCAAGCCUGUCUCAUCUCCACUGCUCGCCUGUCCAGCAGUCACACUCAGCUGCACCACUGCAGAAAUAUAUAUAUAUGUGUUUAAUACGUCUGGAUGAAACCAGAGUUAUUCGAGGCUGUUUGAAUCCACAUCAGUGCAAGAUUUCUGUACAUUUCUUGCAAUUUGCGCAUUUUCUCCCCCCUCCUCCCUACCAGUCCCUCUUUUUUCCUCUUUGAUUAUUAUCACAGCAGUGGCCCUUCAGCUGAGUCUGACUCCUGGACUAGCGAUCAACGCCGAGACCUGAGACUUGUCUGACUGUGUGAAAGAAAACUGUACAUAUUGUGUAAAAAAAAAAAGGAGAAGAAGAGAGAAAAAAAAAAGUACAACAACAACAACAAAAAAAAAGGAUGAUUUUCAAAACAAGGUCGUGUAUAUUUCAAGAGACCGUGUUUUGAUAAUUUGCACUCGGUGUAGUGUUUAAUGAAUGUGUAGAAUUUCACCUGUGUUUAUGAAUUAUUAGGUUUUUAGAUAAUUAUUUAUGUCAAAAACUUUUCCCAGAAGAAAUGAGUGAAGGACAGUUCUUUUUUUUUCUUUUCCUUUUUGUUUUUCUUAAGUGAUUGUAAGUUUCCUGGUUUAAUAAUGCUAAUUUGAAUAAAUUACAUUGGUAAAAUGAGUUAUCUUUUAUUAUUUCAAAUUCCUUUAGGACUGACAUAGGCCUAAACCAGGAAAAAAAAUAAACAAUGCGAAAUAGAAUAUUAUAGAACUAUUAAUAAAAAGGUGUUAUGGAAAAAAAUGUGCUUUCUGUCUUACAUUAAAAGAUUAAUUUUGCAA
This is a messenger RNA of Stegastes partitus (bicolor damselfish), 3559 nucleotides long. RefSeq names its product aristaless related homeobox a (gene arxa). Lineage: Eukaryota; Metazoa; Chordata; Actinopteri; Pomacentridae. The record is from RefSeq and is a predicted model, not a curated record. The coding region runs from base 180 to 1580 and encodes 466 amino acids. The transcript has 5 exons. Gene Ontology annotation, molecular function: RNA polymerase II transcription regulatory region sequence-specific DNA binding; DNA-binding transcription factor activity, RNA polymerase II-specific. Gene Ontology annotation, biological process: regulation of transcription by RNA polymerase II.